CGGUAUUAAAGAGAGAAAAAAACAGAAGACUGGAAGUGUCCCAGAAGAAGUCGUCUUCAUCUACACCGACGCCGUAAGAACAGCAUUCCCGCCAAAAUGAGGGAGUGCAUCUCGAUCCACAUCGGCCAGGCGGGCGUGCAGAUGGGCAACGCGUGCUGGGAGCUGUACUGCCUGGAGCACGGCAUCCACCCGGACGGGCAGAUGCCGUCCGACAAGACGGUCGGCUACGGCGACGACAGCUACAACACCUUCUUCAGCGAGACGAGCACGGGCAAGCACGUGCCGCGCGCCGUGUUCGUGGACCUGGAGCCCACGGUGGUGGACGAAGUAAGGACCGGCACUUAUAGGCACCUAUUUCAUCCAGAACAGCUGAUUACCGGUAAAGAAGAUGCAGCUAAUAAUUAUGCCAGAGGACAUUACACAAUAGGCAAGGAGUGCAUCGACCUGACUCUGGAUCGCAUACGCAAGAUGUCGGACCAGUGCGCCGGCCUACAGGGGUUCCUCAUCUUCCACUCGUUCGGCGGCGGCACGGGCUCCGGCUUCGCCUCGCUGCUGAUGGAGCGCCUCUCCGUCGACUUCCCCAAGAGGAGCAAACUGACCUUUUCCAUCUACCCUGCCCCGAAGGUGUCCACGGCGGUAGUAGAGCCGUACAACGCCAUCUUGUACACGCAUCCCACGCUCGAGCACUGCGAGGUGGCCUUCAUUGUGGACAACCAGGCCAUAUACGAGAUAUGCCGGCGUAACCUCAACAUCGACCGCCCCACCUACACCAACCUCAACCGUCUCAUCGGCCAGAUCGUGUCCAGCAUUACAGCAUCUCUAAGAUUUGACGGUGCUCUGAACGUGGACCUCACGGAAUUUCAAACCAACCUCGUCCCAUAUCCAAGGAUACACUUUCCACUGGCGACGUAUGCGCCAGUCAUAUCAGCAGAGAAGGCAGGCCACGAGCAGUUGACAGUGGCGGAAAUCACGAAGUCGUGCUUCGAACCCAAUCAUCAGAUGGUGAACUGUGACCCUCGCAAGGGGAAGUACAUGGCCGUCUGCAUGCUGUACCGCGGAGAUGUGGUGCCUAAGGACGUGAACUCCGCCAUCACACAGAUAAAGAACGAGAAGACUAUACAGUUCGUGGAGUGGUGCCCCACUGGAUUCAAGGUGGGCAUCAACUACCAGCCGCCGACAGUGGUGCCCGGGGGAGACCUGGCCAAGGUGAAGCGAGCCGUCUGCUGCCUGUGCAACACCACAGCCAUCAUGGACGCCUGGAUGCGGCUCGACCAUAAGUUCGACCUCAUGUUCGCCAAGCGCGCCUUCGUACACUGGUACGUCGGGGAAGGCAUGGAGGAAGGCGAGUUUUCCGAGGCCAGAGAAGACCUGGCGGCCCUUGAGCUGGACUAUCAAGAGGUUCAGGAUGACGCUGUCUCGGAAGAAGAAAAUGACGAAUAUUAGCUGGAACGCCAGUUAGAGCCCGUCGGAACACAAACCUUACCAUCUCGGUGCCUUUCCACCGUUUGAUUUUGAACAUUUCACAACUCUUUUACUUUACAUUAAUCAUGUGACACUGGCCAAGUGUAACACUGUGAACACCGCAACAUUUUUGACAGAACACAAACUGGAUUAACUCACCAGAAUUACUAUUCUAUUACUAUCCUAUUGAGUGGUGGCCAGGCACGCAUUACUACAUACUAAUACAUGGAUAAUAUCUGAAGGAUAGUCCAGCUGAUGGUCAAUGCUAUGUUUCUAGACACCUAAAACAUUAGGUAAAGUGUAGUGUAUGCUUUGAGAAAAUAAUUCAAUAAUCUUACUUUAUGGAAGCGAUUACGCUUAAAAAUAGAAAUUCAAUUCAUAUUUAUUAAUAUUAUAACGUGAGGUCAAAUGUUAGUUGCACAAUGUUUUGGGUGUUGCAAUAUGGUGAUGGUAUGAUUGAAAGUGACUUCACCCAUCACAGCAUGCCAUCGCCUGACAAUUCCUAACUCCACGAUUCUAAAUACUCUCCUAUAGUUAGAUGAAUUAGUUUUUGCCAUAGUCAAGGUGUGGUUGUGUGUAAUCACUCAAUGGUUUAAUCUUCGCCAUGUUUAUAAAUAAAGACGAAACAUUACAGGAUACAAUGCAGUUAAAUGUAGAAUGCUCUACUGGCUGGGAACGAUGCAUAUGUGCAAGUUUAUUUAGCAAAGUGGACGAAACUAAAAAUAAAUCUUGUCCUACAGUAUGGUAACAUGAGUUUUGGUAAUACAAAAUGCAAUACUAAAUCCCAAAAUAUGUUGACAAUAUAGGUUAUAAAUACUAUCACUUCCCACUCUUAUCAGUAUACAAGCAGGUGGAUUGUUGUGACAGUAACCGGAACAAAGGUGGUGUUACUAAGCACUAUGACAUACAUAUCAGCAAGACAACAGUUUUCAGGCUACAACUCUUUAAUUUUUGUCAAAUUUGCCUUUUUUUAAGCCAUUCUAAAAAAUAAAUUCAGUGCUGAAUACUAAUGAUUUCACAGAAGAAAAUAUUUGCUGUAGCAAACUGGUUUCAUUUUUAUGGCAUAUGUAAAAUUGUGAAUUAUGACAAAUUUUCAUUAUGUUAAAAAAUGUUGAAUUGAAAACUAUUUAUCUAAGAGAGAGAAUUGUAAUAAACACUUCACAUUUUUAUUGCACAGUCUCAGAGGUGAGGUUUGCGAGAGCAUAGAUGUAUUUCAAUUCAAUUCAAUAAAAAUUCUGUUAUUUUAAAUGACUGGAUGAUGAAUACAUCUUAACUUAUAUCUUUGCAUUUUCUGCAAUACUUAUAAUUCUACGAAAAGUGUAUAGAAUACAUAGAACUAAGACUUUGCAAACUGGGAUAAAAUAGUUAAAAAUAUACAUGAAACUUAAAUCAACAUUUCCAUCUUUUAAAAAAAACAAUCUAUUAACAUUUUAAAAAAAUCGCAGUUGGUAAAGUUGACCAUACUUAUUGUAAUCAUAAAAUGUUGCAAAAGUGUCUCACAUGUGUUUGAAAAAAAUUCAAAUUUAUAAAAAUAAAAAAACUUUUUUUUAAACAUUACACUUUAGCACAUGAAGGCACACAUUUUUUUAGUGCAUUACAAACACACAGGAUUUUUACACAAGUGACAUAGAAUCCCAUGAGUAGUAGGUUGUCCUCUUCUCAAGUUGUUCCUCAGUAGUGUUAAAAGUGACACUCUCAUCAGUGAUACUCAGCACGCUUCGAAUACAAGCUCUCGAUUCACAUGGAAAUUCAACAUCGUUACAUCUUCUUUGCAUGGACGACUUUAUGAGAGCUCACAGUACUGUUUUCAUAAAAAAAAAACAACCUACAGAUACAGUAUUUUAUUCGAUAGCCUUUUCCUGAUAACUUUCAACUGGGUAUGAGUGUUGUGGUUAUGAAGAACUACUGGAAAAGACAGUAAAUGCAAUGUUUCUUCAUUUUCUUUUGAAACAGUGAAAAAUACAAAAUGAUUUUACUGCACUUACAUCUAUCAAAUUAUAAAAAUACAGCCAUUGGCCACCUUUGUGUUCGAUUCCCAGUAAAAUAAUUGGCACACACGUUUUAUCCACGGCAUCAAUGCCUUCUUUCAUUGCAUUGUAGCAUACAUAUUAUUUAUGGCUCUUGUGCCUCCUCAUCAAAAGCAGCAUUAUGAUGGACUUAGAAAACAAAAAAGAUAGCCUUCAGUUUCUUUGGCACAUAAGACCAGAGUAAUGUCUUUUGUGAAACUAAAAAGAGCAAACCAUUCAGCUCAAGAACGUGCUGGUGGAAAUGUGUUCUGGACUUUUUUUUUUCCUGAUAGUACCAGCAUAUUUUAGUCCUUUAGUGGGUAAUGCAUUCAUCAAUUCAACUGAAGUAAACCAGUUGACAUGAGCCACAUUUCUGUUCAAGCCUUUGAAUUUCUGAAGACAACUGGCAUUUGGCCUAAAAAAAAAGUUUUUUUUUUUUGGGACUGAUAAGUCAUCAGAAUUUUUGCUAUCCUUACGUAGCCAUUGUGAAAAUGUGUUUUUGCAUUUACAAGAGAGACAACCUUCAGUUCAUGUUUACAAAGUUUAACGGUUUGAGUUUGCAGUAUCCCAUAGAGCUUAUAAGCAUUUAAUCAACACCAGCAGAAGAUCUGAAGCAGUUUAACACAAAUUGUUUGGAACAUGUUAAAAUGAAGUGGUAAUUUUUUUCUUUCAGAGUCCUUGAAAGGACAAAUGUAGCCAUAAAAUUACAUGAAUUAUUUACUUAAUUAUUACAUAUUAUGUUUUAAGAAGUAAAACAAUUGACAAACCCCAUAUCAUAAAAAAAUUUACACUUGCCUUGUGCUAUUACCUCAAGAUCUCAUGGUAAACACAGCAGCCCUGGUUUGCAGACUCUAAAUACACAGUUUUUUUCAUACAGAGCAAUUUCAGUGUUUGGGUGUAAAAUUCUUAAGACAAAACUGAUAUUAAAAUGUUCCACAGAUAGUGUUUACGACUGAACUUACUGGAGGGGUUUGUGUUCCAUGUAGAUUUUAAUUAUGUGUGGAGACGUAAAGAAAUUCAAAAAAUUGAUUUUAUUGUCCUGCUAGUGAGACAAGUAAAAAAUUAAUCUGUUAUGUUAUAUUUAUAUAAAAUUAGGUAUAUAAAAUAUAUUUAAUCUGUUUGAAUAAUUGAUUCUACCUAUUAAAAUUUUAGAAGUAGUAGCUUAAGAGGGAGAACUUAUUUAGUUAUAUUUUUUCUAUUCCAUAAUAAAAUAUUAA
Bacillus rossius redtenbacheri is the source of this 4684-nucleotide messenger RNA. RefSeq names its product tubulin alpha-1C chain-like. Gene Ontology annotation, cellular component: microtubule; cytoplasm. The transcript is spliced from 10 exons. Gene Ontology annotation, molecular function: structural constituent of cytoskeleton; GTP binding. Bases 97 to 1443 code for a protein of 448 amino acids. NCBI's taxonomy places the organism in Eukaryota, Metazoa, Arthropoda, Insecta, Phasmatodea, Bacillidae. Gene Ontology annotation, biological process: mitotic cell cycle; microtubule cytoskeleton organization. The record is from RefSeq and is a predicted model, not a curated record.